This is a messenger RNA of Hibiscus syriacus, 567 nucleotides long. RefSeq names its product phenylalanine--tRNA ligase beta subunit, cytoplasmic-like. Gene Ontology annotation, cellular component: phenylalanine-tRNA ligase complex. The coding region runs from base 1 to 567 and encodes 188 amino acids. The transcript is spliced from 4 exons. Lineage: Eukaryota; Viridiplantae; Streptophyta; Magnoliopsida; Malvales; Malvaceae. Gene Ontology annotation, biological process: phenylalanyl-tRNA aminoacylation. Gene Ontology annotation, molecular function: magnesium ion binding; RNA binding; phenylalanine-tRNA ligase activity. The record is from RefSeq and is a predicted model, not a curated record.
AUGGAAGUUCCACUAUCAUAUAUUAUUGGUUCCAUUGGAGUUCCUCUGGAAGCAGAUGAGGUCAUUAAUCUAUUAAAACGAAUGCAAUUUAAUGCUGAAAGAGCUGGAUCAGGUACCUCCUAUAUCAGUGUGUUUGUACCUCCAACCAGAAGUGACAUUCUUCACCCAUGUGAUGUUAUGGAAAUAAUGAUCGAAGGAAUAAUAUUUCACGGAUGCAUUUUUGAAGGGGAGGUUAUUGGGCUCCUCCCUUGUGGGUUUCUGUUAAUGAGGCUCUUUAUUCUUGUUCAGGAUGUUGCAAUUGCUUAUGGCUAUAAUAAUAUACCAAAGAGAAAGCUUUCAUCUUUGAAGCCCCUCCCCUUGAACCAGCUCAGUGAUCUUAUAAAAUCUGAGAUAUCCAUGAAUGGCUUUACGGAGGUGUUGACAUGGAUUUUAUGUUCUAAGAAAGAAAAUUUUGAGAUGUUAAAUCGGAAGGAUGACAAAUCUACUGCGUUGAUCAUUGGAAAUCCCCGCUCUUCUGAUUUUGAAGAUGAGAAGGAAAAGGACAAGAAAAAGAAAUAUGAAUAUUAG